UAGUAUCGGUUUAGUAGUAGCGACGGACGACCAGGAGCUGAGAAGUCCUCCUGUACUAUUCUACACUACAGAAUUAAAAAAAGGGGAAAAAAAAAUAUUUUAUUAUUUUUUUUUUACUCCAUCUUGCAUUGCACCUCUUUUUGGAAUUCGCGAACGAACAGCCUGUUGAUUUGGAUUUACUUCACAUUUUUUAUUUUUUUUUUUUAAAUAAAAAAACACACAAAUCAUGGGAUCACAGGCGUCUAAGGGAGGAGUGACCGCGGAGGGCAAAGCCGCCGACGCUGCAUCACCGGACGCCGCCGGGGCGAAGACUAACGGACAGGAGAAUGGGCACGUUAAGACGAACGGUGACGUGUCUGCCAAAGCAGAGGGCGACUCCGGCGCCACCACUAACGGCUCGGCCGAAGCCGCCAAGGACGCCGAAGCCGGAGCAGGAGACGCCAUCGAACCGGCACCCGCCGCCGAGGGCGAAGGCGCCAAGCCAGAGGGCGAAGCAACCAAGGAGACCCCCAAAAAGAAGAAGAAGAAGUUCUCUCUGAAGAACUCCUUCAAGUUCAAGGGGCUGUCGCUGAAGAAGAGCAAGAAGGCGAGCACCGAGGUGAAGGAGGAGGCUGUGAAGGAGGAAGAGAAGAAGGAGGAGAAGCCGGCUGAAAACGGUGCCACCGAGGAGAAGAAGGAGGAAGAGGCCAAGCCUGAGGAGAGCGCUGCUGCUGCUGCCACCCCAGCCGAGACCCCCAAGGCAGAGGAGGCUCCUCCCAAAACCGAGGAAGCCGCUGCCCCCAAGGAAGAGGCCGCCGCCCCCUCAGCUGAGCCCACGAAACCGACAGAGGAGACCAACUCAACACCUGCAGCAUCUGAACAGAAGGAGUGAUUGUACGUCGCAAGGAACUGUUGUGAACUGUUUUUCAAGAAAAAAAAAAUCUAUAUAUAUAUUUAUAUAUAUAUGUGUAUAUGUAUACAUAUGUAUAUAUACAUGGAUAUAUGUAUAUGUAUAUAUACACAUGUAUGUGGAAAAAAAAAAAGAGAGAGACUCCUCGUGCCACUUUCUUCAAGAUUAAUGAGAAACGACAGACUAGAUUCACUAGUUCACUUCCCUAUUAAUGGCUCAAAGAUCUGGGACUCUUGAAUUUAGGCCGCAAUCGAUCGGAGACGUCGACGCUGGAGCGAAGAGUGUGAGAGAAUGAGACGAAGAGGAGGCAUCUUUCAAUCCCACCAUCACCAGAGAUGCUAAUAAUAUAAAAUCAAGUACAAGAUGAACAUCACCACAUAAUGACUGUUAAAAAAAAAACGGAAAUGGAAAAAAAAAAAAUAGAAAAGACUCGCCAACUUUCUACAUUCCUAUAUUUUAACCCAAAUUUAAGUAUUUUGUGGUGUAUAGAGAACCAUUUUAAAUAUCCAGAAGGCUUUGUCUUGUUUGUUUGAAAUUGCAUUUUAAUUUCCAUCUUGGCUUAAAACACACACACACACACACACACACAUUUGAGCUUGCUAUGUUCACAUUUAAAGUUUAAAAAAAAAGAAGAAGCAGAGUUGUUAUGUGUUAAAUGUGAGCCUUGAUCUGCUUUUUUUGUCUCUGUAAAUAAAUUUGACCGAUUUUUGUUCUUUAUUUUGCUAAUGUUAAAAGAUGUUACUGGUUUUAUUGUAAAGUUGAUAAUGGUAAAUAAAUGUUGGUUACCUAAUGAA
Messenger RNA from Hemibagrus wyckioides, 1683 nucleotides. RefSeq names its product MARCKS-like 1b (gene marcksl1b). The transcript is spliced from 2 exons. Lineage: Eukaryota; Metazoa; Chordata; Actinopteri; Siluriformes; Bagridae. Gene Ontology annotation, biological process: central nervous system development; actin filament organization. Gene Ontology annotation, cellular component: plasma membrane; cytoplasm. The record is from RefSeq and is a predicted model, not a curated record. Gene Ontology annotation, molecular function: actin filament binding; calmodulin binding. The coding region runs from base 227 to 871 and encodes 214 amino acids.